Molecule: messenger RNA, 1375 nt
Organism: Chara braunii
Lineage: Eukaryota; Viridiplantae; Streptophyta; Charophyceae; Charales; Characeae
Source: the annotation of a GenBank genome assembly
CACUAGAGGCACUACCUUCUUGGGAGGUUUUUCAUCCUCAGAACUGAUCAUCAAACUUUGAGAUGGAUGAGAACUCAACCUGUGCUCUUUGACGCCCUCAAGUGUUGGAUCGAAGUCAUAGAGCAGUAUGACUUCGAACCUCAAUACAUCACGGGCGAGCACAACAAGGUUGCUGAUGCCUUGUCGCAUAGACCUAACUUCUCGGACGCGCUACUUACUGAGUUCGAUCUCACGGAUGAUGUUACUCGAUCCUUGGUGGAGGCCUAUCAAGAGGACCAAUUCAUGUCUGAGAUCAUACGCAGACUCGAGGCGAAGGACAAACAGACUUCUGUCGAGUUUGAGUUGAUUGACGGCUUGCUGUAUCUCGAAAAGGCAGGGAAUAAACGAUUAUGUGUCCCUAAUGGAGAGUCUUUGCGUAGUUUAUUUUUAGGUGAGUGUCAUGAUGCCACCGACCAUUUUGGGUUUAAGAAGACUGCGGCAAAUCUGUUGCAGCGAUUCUGGUGGCCCACGAUGAUGAAAGACGCCAAACUGUAUGUGGAGACUUGUCAAGUUUGUCAAAGGGACAAGCCGCGUACACAGGCCCCUCUUGGGCUCCUGAAGCCCCUUCCGAUUUCGGAAAGGCCAGGUGAAAGCUUGUCCAUGGACUUCAUGGAUACGCUGGUCACCAGCAAGAGUGGAAUGAGACAGAUCUUUGUCAUCGUGGAUAGGUUUAGUAAGUAUGCUAGAUUAAUAGCUAUGUCGAAAACAGCGAAAACUGAGUAUGUCAUUAGGCUAUUCAAAGAGAACUGGGUUAGAGACUUUGGUUUACCAAAGUCCAUUAUUAGUGACCGAGAUGUUCGAUUCACAAGUGAGUUGUGGAAGGCAGCUGCCGCAGAACAGGGCACUCAGUUGCAGAUGACAUCUGGAAAUCACCCAGAAGCCAACGAUCAAGCCGAGCAACUGAAUCGCGCUGCACAACACCUGUUGAGGCACUACAUCAAGCCGAACCAGGUGGACUGGGAUGAGAAGCUUGCUCUCGUCGCCAGUCUCUACAACAACGCAGUACAUAGCGCUACAGGGGUGAGCCCGAACAGCUUACAUUUGACCUUCAGGCCAAGACUACCUUUAGACUUUCUUCUCCUUGAGAAUCAAACCACUGAUGCACCAGGAACUUUAGAAUUUGCGUAUCGCUAUGAACAAAGGAUGCAGCAGGGUGUAGAACAGAUGCAGAAGGUGCAGGCUGCAAUGAUACAGUCUGAAAAUAGACGCCGCCGACCUUCUACAUUUCAGGUUGGGGAUAGGGUCUGGGUAAAGUCUUCAGAACUGGGACAGGAGCACGGGAUCUCCCGUAAACUCAUGCCCUAAUACUUUGGACCCUGCGAAGUCUUGGACAUAG